AUGUUCGAGCACCACCACUUGCAAGCCAUAUCCUUCGGUACCAUUCUUCUGGAUGCAGACAAGGUCGAGACAUCAGGCCCAAGCUUCACGUAUGGCGUCGCGUCAAGGAGCAGGCAUCGGAGGUGCCUUUGGCCCCGGAAAGAUAGCACGCCAGGCUCAUCGUCCAAGGACCAAUCUGACAGGGCCCUUAUUGCACUCCCGAAUUUAGUCGGAUCUCCAGAGGUAUCGCAUCGCUCAGGCCGAUUUUUGGUCUCUGCCAUCUCGCAGUCGAGUACACACUGCGAUAGGGAAGCAAGAAAGCAAUGGUACCGUCCUUUCUACGGCGCGCGCGGGAAUCAGGCGAUUGUGCAUGAAAGUGGAAAUGUGACAUUACGGGAAUUUGUCAAGUCAGAUAGGACAAUGUCCAUUGAAGGGAUGGGAUGGAAAGUGCUGUGGAAGGUGGAGCUACAUGCCAAGGCUAGUAUGGAGAGUUCAUGA
Molecule: messenger RNA, 477 nt
Organism: Desarmillaria tabescens
Lineage: Eukaryota; Fungi; Basidiomycota; Agaricomycetes; Agaricales; Physalacriaceae
Exons: 6
Coding region: 1-477 (158 amino acids)
Source: RefSeq, a predicted model, not a curated record